UUGAGAGGCAUUUCUUCACCAGUUUGUGGAAMWCUACAACCAUGAAGUUCUUGCUUGUUGGAAUUCUCUUGUUCGCUUCUGCGACACUCCUUAAGGCAGAGUAUGAAGAUGAGGUCGAAGAGAUUGACUUUGAUGCUGAAAUGGACAUGAACGAUUAUCUGGCCAAGUGCAAAAACGAGUCAAAGAAAUGCAGGGAAGACGCUGGCGGUGACUAUCAUAAGAUUUUGCAGUGUGUAAAAGACUUUGCGAAAUGCAUUAAAGAUAACCAACCAAAACCAACCGUCCCCCCCUUCGUCCUCAAGUGUAAUGCCGAAUUAAAGAAAUGCAUGACGGCUGCUGGCGGAAGUUAUUUUAAGAAAAUGAAAUGCUUAAGAGAACUUGCAGUGUGUCUCCGUGAUAAUAGGCCCAAGUCUGACAAUGCUGACAGURAAGAUGCAGGUAGACCACGGCCAUCCCUUCCUCCUUAUCUGAUGAAAUGUAAGGCCGAGUCAGAGAAAUGCAUGAAGGCUGCUGGCGGUGAUCCUAAAAAGAAAAUGCAGUGUCGACGAGACUUCAUAAAAUGCAUCAUGGACAACCGACCACGACCAACGCUUGGACCAAAACCAACCCUUCCUGACUUUUUGCUCAAAUGUAAGGCCGAGUCAGCGAAAUGCAUGAAAGCUGCUGGCGGUGAUCCUAAAAAGAUGUUGCAGUGUCGAUUAAACUUUGUAAAAUGCAUCAGAGAAAACCGACCAACGCUUCGACCACGACCAACCCUUCCUGACUUUUUGCUCAAAUGUAAGGCCGAGUCAGCGAAAUGCAUGAAAGCUGCUGGCGGUGAUCCUAAAAAGAGGUGGGAAUGCCGAAAAGCUUUCAUGAAAUGCAUUAAAGACAACAGACCAACAAGGGCUCCUGACAGUGACAGUGAAGAUGCAACCACGCCCAUCUGGACGCCCAUCCAGGAGGCCACGCCCAUCUGGACGCCCAUCCAGGAGACCACGCCCAUCUGGACGUCCAUCCCGGCCUCCUUUUGUUGUGAAGUGCAGAAUGGCAGCGAAAAAGUGCUUUAAAGCUGCUGGAGACGAUCGUGGAAAGAAGAGGGAAUGCCGAAAAGCUUUCAUGAAAUGUAUUAAAGGCAAUAGACCAUCAAAGAAGCUCGAGAGUGACAGUGAAGAUGCAAGGCGACCACGCCCAUCCGGGAGACCACGUCCAUCCGGACGUCCAUCCAGGAGACCACGCCCAUCUGGACGUCCAUCCAGAAGACCACGCCCAUCUGGACGACCAUCCAGAAGACCACGCCCAUCCGGACGUCCAUCCAGGAGACCACGCCCAUCUGGACGUCCAUCCAGGAGACCACGCCCAUCUGGACGUCCAUCCAGGAGACCACGUCCCUCCGGACGCCCAUCCAAGAGACCACGCCCAUCUGGACGCCCAUCCAGAAGACCACGACCACAUAAGCAUGAUAGUGAAGACGCUAGGAGACCACGUCCAUCCAGGAGACCACGUCCAUCCCGGAGACCACGCCCAUCUGGACGUCCAUCCAGGAGACCACGUCCAUCCAGGAGACCACGCCCAUCUGGACGUCCAUCCGGGAGACCACGCCCAUCAAGAGGACCACGCUAAUUCAGGGAACCUGACAGUAACAGCCAGUAAUAAUGCCCGCGUCAAAAGCAUAUCAACACAUGGGAAUAUUAGUAAAUUGUAAUAUUCAAGUAAAAUAGUUCAAUAAAUAGAAUCGAUGAACAU
Messenger RNA from Exaiptasia diaphana, 1725 nucleotides. RefSeq names its product translation initiation factor IF-2. Lineage: Eukaryota; Metazoa; Cnidaria; Anthozoa; Actiniaria; Aiptasiidae. The record is from RefSeq and is a predicted model, not a curated record.